Molecule: messenger RNA, 1218 nt
Organism: Balearica regulorum gibbericeps (East African grey crowned-crane)
Lineage: Eukaryota; Metazoa; Chordata; Aves; Gruiformes; Gruidae
Source: RefSeq, a predicted model, not a curated record
UACUGGAUAAAUGAAUACACCUCCACCUUGGGGAUUGGUGUCUUCCACUCUGGCAUCGAGAUCUACGGCAGAGAGUUUGCCUAUGGAGGGCAUCCCUACCCUUUCAGUGGGAUUUUCGAGAUCACACCUGGCAGUGCGGUAGAACUUGGCGAGACCUUUAAAUUCAAAGAAUCCAUUGCCUUGGGCACUACAGACUUCACAGAAGAAGAUGUGGAUAAGAUUAUGGAAGAGCUGGGCAAGGAGUACAAAGGCAAUGCGUACCACCUGAUGCACAAGAACUGUAAUCACUUCUCUGCUGCUCUGGCUGAGAUACUUUGUGGGAAAGAGAUCCCUCGCUGGGUGAACCGCCUGGCCUACUUCAGCUCGUGCAUCCCCUUCCUCCAGAGCUGCCUCCCCAAGGAGUGGCUGACCCCAGCAGCCCUGCAGAGCCACAUCAGCCUUGGCCUCCACAAGGAGGAGCAGGGGGACACAACGGAUGAGGAGUCCCCCUCCACCUCCGCAUCCCCCUCAGCCUCAGGCACAUCGCGAACCUGUAGACAUACCCGGGUCUAAACUGUGCCCAGUAUGCCCUCAAAUAACAUCCCCCUCUCUUGUACUAUUUCUUUCUCACACCCUUUCACACACCUUGGUUUCUCUCUUCUCUUCGACGGACAACACAGGGGAGGGAAGACCCUUUCUACUAAGGAGGUGAAACUUCAGUCCCUUUUCCAAGGGCUGCCACUACAGUUGCUCAGCAAAAUGACUGUGAGCCCCAACGCUAAAAUGAAGGAUUGUGGUGACUAAGCUGGAUUCUCCUCCCAGGGCCGCUGUGCUCCUCGAUCCACGAACUGCUGGCUCUCUCAGGCAUGAGAGCAUGCGUAUGGGCAGGGGGGCACCAUACUGUGAUGUUCCUUCUCUGGAACUGUUUUAUCUUUUUAUCUCUUCCCCCACCCCUGUGAGCCCAGCAGCCUCCUCUCUAUUUUGGCUGGGUUUGCCAUUCCCCUAUGACAAAUAUGCCCAUACCCAGUGAAGGAAGCAGAGCCAGAACUCAACCUUCUCAUCUCUUAGACCAGCAACAAGCUCCACUCAGCUCCAUCCCUUUUGUAAUUAUCAGGUUUAUAACUCAUGUGAAGGACAAAUGAAAGGUGCUGCUGUUCUACAACCACCAGUUUUCAGUACUCAAAUUUAAGAGCUCAAAUGACUGUCCUGCUCUUGAAAAUCAUAACAAAGAACCUAGAA